GAGAGCCAACCCAUCAGCAACAACAAAAAAACCAGAAAAUACAAAGAAAAAUAACUGACAUGUAUCCUUCUUCAACUCUAAAUUGCUUAGUAGAAAAGCGGGAAAAUCUUUAUUGGUGGCAUGGCUGCACGAAUUAGCCAAGUGUAGGGUAGUAACUCAAGGAUAACUAACCCAGGUCAAAAAUCUCUAACCACAUGUAUGGUUAAAGUUAAACCCCACGAGGCCAAGGAACAUGCUCUAGUGAAGUGGCCUCUCCUCUCCUCUCUUCUCUUGUCUUGGCUUUGUGCGUUAUUUUAAUGCCUUGCACUUCCAGUCCUCCUUUCCCGUUGUCUCUCCUUGUUUUGGUAAACAACUUUUGGUCACCAAAAUACACUUCUUUCAAUUUCCAAAGUCACAAAAUCUAAACCAGGGUAGGAAAACAAGAGAGGCCUAGCAAGCGAACAUAACAUAGACCCAUCAUUUUUCUUCUGACAAGUCUUGCUUGCCUGCAUUCCAUCAUAUUUUGUGCUCUCACAUUGCUAAAAGAAGAGGUAAAUGAAGAGGUCUUCGUCUUGCUCCUCAUCCUCCUCCUCCUCCUCACCUUAUCGUGAGGCCUCUGAAAGCAUUCAGAAGCCAAAAGUCGAACGCAUUAGAAAAAACCAAAAGAGCAAUCAAGGGAAAUCCCAGAAGAAUGCUGCUGCUGCUGCUGCUGCUGCCAACAGUCCUAACUCUGGCAAAAGAAGUUCCAUUUAUAGAGGAGUCACCAGACAUAGAUGGACAGGAAGGUUUGAAGCUCAUCUCUGGGAUAAGAGUUCAUGGAACAACAUUCAAAACAAGAAGGGAAAACAAGUUUAUUUGGGUGCCUAUGAUAAUGAGGAGGCAGCCGCACACACCUACGAUCUUGCUGCCAUAAAGUACUGGGGGGCAGAGACAACCUUGAAUUUUCCGAUAGAAACAUACACAACGGAGAUCGAAGAGAUGCAGAGGGUGACCAGGGAAGAGUACUUGGCAUCACUUAGACGGAAAAGCAGUGGAUUCUCCAGAGGAGUCUCAAAGUACCGUGGGGUGGCUAGGCAUCAUCACAAUGGUCGAUGGGAAGCCAGAAUUGGACGAGUUCAAGGGAAUAAAUAUCUCUAUCUUGGAACUUAUAGAGCUCGGAAGGAAAAGAUGGGAGAAAAUAUGAAAAAGCUGGGGUCAAAAGGAAGGGAAGAUACGCAAGAAGAGGCAGCGGCAGCAUAUGACAUGGCAGCAAUAGAACAUAGAGGAGCAAAUGCUGUGACCAAUUUUGAUGCUAGCAAUUAUAUAGAACGGAUGAGGGAGAAAGGCAUCCCUAUAGACCAAAUCCUCCAAGAACAACAACAACAACAACUUGGUAACUGCUCGAUUGAUAAUCCCGGCAUAGAAGUAGAAGCAGGAGUUGAACAACCAUCACCGCAACAACAAGAGGAACAAGAACAAAAGGUUGCUCCGUCGUUGCAAGAUCAAUGCACACAGCUAGAUUCAAGCUUGGAUGGCGCAUCUCCCAUGGUUAUUACGGGCACCAUCGAAGAGCACGAGCCAGCAUGGAGCUUUUGUAUGGAAUCAGGAUGGAACCUCACAAUGCUUGAUCUUCCUUUCGAGAAUUCUUGCGAGCUUCCGGACUUGUUCAAUCAUACAGGGUUCGAAGACAACAUUGACUUGAUGUUUGAUGCAUGUUGCUAUGGAAACUAAUAGCACAGGAGGGGUUGAAGAGGUUGGUGUUGCAAGGAGCAUGGAUGGGGAGGAUAGGUUGUUGUCGGACUCUGUUUCAAGUUCUCCAACUAGCUCAACGGCCACCUCAGUUUCUUGUAACUAUUAUGUUUGGAUGUUUUGAUGGCCUUUGUAGGCAGAGGAUUGUUGAGGUUUGUUUAGAUUUUGUCAUGUUGGGUUUUGUUGAGGUGGAUGCGAAUUAAAAGGCCUAAAAGAUCCCUUCUGUUUUUUUUGUUUUUCCUUC
Populus euphratica (Euphrates poplar) is the source of this 1951-nucleotide messenger RNA. Its product is annotated as ethylene-responsive transcription factor WRI1-like. Lineage: Eukaryota; Viridiplantae; Streptophyta; Magnoliopsida; Malpighiales; Salicaceae. The coding region runs from base 535 to 1689 and encodes 384 amino acids. Gene Ontology annotation, molecular function: DNA binding; DNA-binding transcription factor activity. The record is from RefSeq and is a predicted model, not a curated record. The transcript is spliced from 8 exons. Gene Ontology annotation, biological process: regulation of DNA-templated transcription.